Molecule: messenger RNA, 1049 nt
Organism: Musa acuminata subsp. malaccensis (wild Malaysian banana)
Lineage: Eukaryota; Viridiplantae; Streptophyta; Magnoliopsida; Zingiberales; Musaceae
Product: protein MKS1
Cellular component (GO): nucleus
Source: RefSeq, a predicted model, not a curated record
CCCGAUCUACGUGAUGAUGACAAGGAUGACAUCUGAAAGCCAAUAUUUCCCUCUCUCGGUGUGUAUUUACCUCUAAACUCUUCGUUUCUAGCUUAAGCAUCCAAAGGUUAUUAUCGAGCAUGUUUAUAAUGUUGUUUUGUAAGAGUCAAAGGGUAUCUGACAGAGAACGGGUCAUGUCAGAUGAUCCGACGACACCAAACGACGGUAUUGAUGACUUCCUCCGCAUAUGUUAAAUGAGCAGCUCGACGCACGUUGUUCGUCCAGCUCCAUCUUGGUCUUCCUGUUUUGCCUCUGCAUGCGGCAAGCUGUCCAUCCAGCGAGCCAUUCCGUGUUUUGUGCAGAUUCUUCCUCGCCUCCUCACUCUUCAGCCUUGCUCGAGAAGACCAUGGAUCCCUCAGAAUCCCGGCCAUCGCCGCGCCGGCAGGUCCAAGGCCCCAGGCCCACCCCACUCAAGGUCUCCAAAGACUCCUACAAGAUCAAGAAGCCCCCGGUGGCACCGCCGCCACGCGUUCCCCUCGUCAUCUACGCCGUCUCCCCCAAGAUCAUCCACGCCCAGCCCGGCGAGUUCAUGACUCUGGUCCAGCGGCUCACGGGCCCGAGUUCCUCCGCCGACCCAUCGCUCACCGGCGAGCUCUCCCCCGCCGCCCGCAUCGCCGCGUUCGAGCGGGCGACGCCGACGCACGCGGGGGACCGAGCGGGAACCGACGGCGUGGACCAGCUGGGGAUCGAGCGGUGGCCGACGCUGGACCGGCCCGCCUCGUUCCCGGGGAUCCUGUCGCCGUUGCCGUGGGCGCUGCCGCCGAUAUCUCCGAAGCUGUUCUCGCCAUCGUUCGACCCCAGCGUGUUCAGCAUCUUGCAGGAAUUGAGCCCAGUUAUCGGCAGCAGCAGCAGCAGUGGAGGAAAAGCCUUCCUAACAAGUCCUAGUAAUAGUUUCUUGUCGACUCCAAUUGUUCCUUCUCCGGGAGCUUGCUGGGAUCUGCUAAGUCAAUUCCCAGAUGUGUAGAGAAGACGAAGAAAAUAUAACGAAAGAGUGGAGAAAGGUUCAAUCA